Molecule: messenger RNA, 1761 nt
Organism: Tachysurus fulvidraco (yellow catfish)
Lineage: Eukaryota; Metazoa; Chordata; Actinopteri; Siluriformes; Bagridae
Product: Carbohydrate sulfotransferase 1-like
Exons: 3
Coding region: 94-1359 (421 amino acids)
Biological process (GO): keratan sulfate proteoglycan metabolic process; N-acetylglucosamine metabolic process
Molecular function (GO): N-acetylglucosamine 6-O-sulfotransferase activity; keratan sulfotransferase activity
Source: RefSeq, a predicted model, not a curated record
AAAAGAUUCUAGAUGCACAAAUUAGAGUGUAAUAUAGCAAGAGAACCUCAAGAGACUGAACUAGCAGGCAAAGAAAUCUAAGAAACUAGUGAAAUGGAAGGGCAGCAGAAGACCAUGAAGUGCUCAUGGAAAUUCGUGCUCCUGCUGGUAUGCAUCUGCCUGGCAGUGCAGUACAUAGCUAUUCACUCCAUCCACAAUUUCCUCCCAGGACCAUAUCUGGACUCCAACCUAUGCCAGCAAUGCUCUCGUCACAGCUUGGAAUCCUCCUACAACAACUCUGUAUCCAGUAAGAAUACCAUUGUCCCUGCUCGAAAGCACAUUCUUCUUUUUUCACAAACCCGCAGUGGCUCCUCCUUUACUGGUCAGCUGUUUAACCAAAACCCAGAUAUCUUUUACAUGUAUGAGCCACUUUACCAUACCCAGCAAGCCAUCUGCAACUACAGCGAGUGUCUCUGGAAGCCCAUGGAUAGAAUUGUGGAGGUGGUCAAUAGGGACCUCCUCUUCAACCUGUAUACCUGUGACCUUCAUUUCCUGGAGGGCUACAUCAAGCCAGAACCUAAAUAUCACCUGACAGCUUCACUCUUCCGUCAGAGUGCCAGUCAUGCUCUCUGCUCACCACCUGUCUGCCAAAAUCGUAACAUGGAGGUUAUGAAAGUGCAGCCAAAUGAGAGCUGGUGUUACAGAAAUUGUAGAGUCUUAAACUUCACCUUAGCUUCCAUGGCUUGCCAGUUAAGACGCCAUGUGUCCAUCAAGACAGUGCGGAUCCCUCAGAUCAGUCAGCUUCGCCUCCUCACUGAAGACCCACGAUUAGACCUGAGGAUUGUUCACCUAGUUAGAGACCCCAGAGCAAUCUUGGCAUCACGUAUAACUGCAUUCCCUAGUAAGUAUACUGCCUGGAAGAUCUGGAAUGCCACAGACAAACAGCCAGCUUCUGUGGACUUAACACAGAUCACAAAAACAUGCCAAGACAUGGAGGACUCUGUGAAUAUUGGUCUGGAGAAGCCAGCCUGGCUGCAUGGACGGUAUUUACUAGUACGCUAUGAGGAUUUAGCGCUUAAUCCUGAAGCCAAGGCCAAGGAGAUUUACAGAUUCCUGGACCUGGAUAUAAGCAAUAAAGUCCUUGAAUGGAUAUCUCAAAACACCAAUGACACUUCUAAAAUUAAGUCAGUGUACUCCACCAAAAGAGACUCCAAAUACGCAUCAGAACGCUGGAGACUUAACCUAGGCUUUGACAUUGUUAAGACAGUGCAGAAAUUGUGUAACAAUACUUUGAACUUAUUGGGCUACAAAAUAGUACAGUCUCAGGUGGAACUGAGAAACAUGAGCAAUAGUUUGGUGGAACCAGAAACAUUUAAUUAGAUAGUGAAGAAAAAAAUGUGAAGGCAAAGGUCCCAACAAUCAUGUUGAACAUACAUACUGAUUUAACCUCGAUAAUCUGAUUUAAAAUGAUCUAAGCCUUAAACUAUGUGUGAAUGUGUGAGUGGUAAGUCUGGGGUCGUCUUGCCUUUUAACAUCACUGUUAUAAAAUCGACAAACUAUUAACUGUGCUUUUCAAACUGACCAUGAAGGUGAACACAGACUCAAAAUAUUAACAGUAUAAGGGGGAACUCAAAACAUGGCAAGUAAACACUCAGAAAACAACUAUGGUUAGCAAAAAUACAUGCUAUCAAAUAGUUGCAAAACACAAGUGAUUAAUGAGAAAUCAAAAAAAGAAGUGAUCAUAAUGGUCAUGGUCAUAAAAAUGUGAUAAAAUGUAAGUCA